CUUGCUCUAAUUUCAGUGAUGGAGGUGGCAUUCAACUUCAUUUCUUUCGUCUUCUUUCUUUCUUUUUUCAUUUUACUCCACACACUGUGGAGGAAGAAGGCAAAAACCCGCCGGAAUCUGCCACCGGGGCCGCCGAAGCUGCCGAUCAUCGGAAACCUGCACCAAUUCAUGUCAGAUUCACAGAAACCCACCCACCGUGUCCUGGGAGAGUUGGUAAAAAAAUACGGCUCCCAGGGAAUGAUGAAGCUUCAAAUCGGAGAAAUUUCAGCUGUGGUGGUAUCUUCGCCGGCGGUGGCUAAAGAGUUGCUAAGAACCCACGACCUAACUUUCGCGACCAAGUUGCAGUCUCUGGCCGGUAAAACACUAUUUUACAAUGGUUUGGGCGUUGCGCUUACUCCGUACGGUGAUUAUUGGAGACAAUUGCGGAAAGUAUACGCCACAGAGCUCCUCAACGCUAAAAAUGUCCGGUCGUUCAGUUCAAUCAGGCACGAUGAGAUCCAUUGUCUAUUGGCCCAUCUCCGUUCAUCUUCCGGCCAGUUGGUGAAUCUCACUGGCAGAAUCUUCUUACUUAUGUCCUCCAUUAUAUGCAAAUCUGCAUUUGGUAAGGUAUUCACCGGGAGAGAAGAGUUCUUAGAGCAAAUAAAGGAAAUAUCGGAGUUGCUGGGGAAAUUUGAUUUCGCCGAUGUGUUUCCGUCUUGGAAGGUUCUUCACGGCCUGUGCAGCAACAAGACCAGGAUCAUGAAAACUCACCGAAAAGUAGACGGAAUUAUUGAAAACAUCAUAAAAGAGCACAGAGAGAAGUUGGAAAGUGGUGAUUGUUUAAUUGAUCUCCUCAUAACACAAAUGGAUAAGGGUGGCCUUCAACUGCCCAUCACUCAUGACAGCAUCAAAGGCGUAAUUGCUGAAAUAUUUACAGCAGGAAGUGAGACAUCAGCAACAACAACUGUGUGGGCAAUGUCGGAAACGAUGAAGAAUCCCAGGGUUUUGGCCAAAGCCCAGGCUGAGGUGAGAGAAGCUUUCAGAGGGAAAGAGAAGUUAGAGGAGGAAGAUAUGGAGGAAUUACAAUACUUGAAAUCAGUGGUAAAAGAAACCUUAAGGUUUCAUCCUCCGGUUCCUUUGUUAACACCCAGAGAGUGCAUGGAAGAAACUAUGGUGUGCGGAUACACCAUACCGCUCAAAUCAAAGGUAUUGAUUAAUGUGUGGGCUAUGUGUAGGGACCCCCAAUAUUGGGAAGAUCCAGAGAGCUUUAUACCCGAGAGAUUUGAGAAGAAUAGUUCAAUUGAUUUUAUAGGAAAUCACUUUGAAUUUUUACCUUUUGGCGGUGGAAGGAGAAUAUGUCCGGGACUUGGGUUUGGGUUUGCCAACGCUUUGUCACCUUUAGCACACUUGCUCUUCCACUUUGAUUGGAAGCUCCCUCCUGGAGUUACUGCUGAUACAUUGGACAUGACGGAAAUGAACGGAGUAACUGUUACAAGAAAGAAUGAUCUUUUCUUGAUUCCUACUCCCAUCCAUCUUGUAAAGUAAUAUACAUAUAUACUUACUCUACCAAAUAAAAUCCCACCUAGCUAGCUAGCAUGAUGGGAUAAUGUUUUGCAAACAGCUUGAAUAUUAAUGUACCUCGUCCUAUUUACUAAUUACAUAUAUAAUACGAUCGAAUUCUUGUUU
This is a messenger RNA of Ipomoea nil (Japanese morning glory), 1665 nucleotides long. Its product is annotated as premnaspirodiene oxygenase-like. Bases 19 to 1524 code for a protein of 501 amino acids. The transcript is spliced from 3 exons. The record is from RefSeq and is a predicted model, not a curated record. Gene Ontology annotation, molecular function: heme binding; oxidoreductase activity, acting on paired donors, with incorporation or reduction of molecular oxygen; monooxygenase activity. Lineage: Eukaryota; Viridiplantae; Streptophyta; Magnoliopsida; Solanales; Convolvulaceae.